Zasmidium cellare ATCC 36951 is the source of this 315-nucleotide messenger RNA. RefSeq lists its product as uncharacterized. The coding region runs from base 1 to 315 and encodes 104 amino acids. NCBI's taxonomy places the organism in Eukaryota, Fungi, Ascomycota, Dothideomycetes, Mycosphaerellales, Mycosphaerellaceae. The record is from RefSeq and is a predicted model, not a curated record. The transcript has a single exon.
AUGUUACCAGAGGUUAGUGAAGACGACGCCAAAGCCCAGGGCGACGAAGAAGAGCAAUGGCGAGCUGGUGGGGCCGCCGCCGCUUCCUCCUCCACCGCCGCUAUCGCCGGUCGGGGUGGAGGUCGCCGAGCUCGUGGUGGUCGACGACGACAUGGCGGAUGCUGGUGGUACAGUGCGCGUGUGUCAGACGAAUCGUCAGUCGUGAGAGUCGCCAAGACGAGGAGUCGUAGUUGGACGAGUGCGGCUCAGACGGCUGACAUGCUGAACCUUGUCGGGCAAUGCGGAGUCGGGGUGGUGGUGUCGCUGGUCCUGUGA